GCCGCUACGCGGGAAGGGAGGGAGCCGGCCCGGAGACUGCAUCAUUCCGCACAGGCUGCUGCAGGGCCAGGGGGAGCAGGUGGAACGAGCGAGCGAGCUGGAGCGCGCCAGACCCAGGGCGAAACUGCAGUGACGCGGCCCCGGAGACAUGGCGGCCGGGCUGUCUCUGAAUAAGCAGAAUCCGAAGCCCCUCGCUGCUCGCCGCCCCCGGCCGCCGCAGCCCGGGCCAUGCCGCACGGCUGCUGACAGCACGCAGGGGCCGGCCCCGAGGACACAUGCGGCGGCCUUUGCCGCCUGGCUCCUGACCCUCUGCCCUGUUCUCCAUGUUGCAUUUCUCGUCAGUUUCUCGGGCGGUGUAGCUGCGGCUGCCACCAGAGCCGGCGGGGCAUCGCGCUGCUCAUUCAUCCAGCGUACUUUCUUUUCCAUUUCCACCCCUCCCUUCCCAUUUCCUUCUCCCUUUCCCCGCCAGCUUUGCAUCCAUCUCCCCGACCCCGUCACCCCCUCCUGCUUCCAUCCACCGGGGCUAUGGCCGCAGAAGAGGUAUUGCAGACGGUGGACCAUUAUAAGACUGAAAUAGAGAGGCUGACCAAGGAGCUCACGGAGACCACCCACGAGAAGAUCCAGGCUGCCGAGUAUGGGCUGGUGGUGCUGGAGGAGAAGCUGACCCUCAAACAGCAGUAUGACGAGCUGGAGGCUGAGUACGACAGCCUCAAACAGGAGCUGGAGCAGCUCAAAGAGGCAUUUGGGCAGUCCUUCUCCAUCCACCGGAAGGUUGCUGAAGAUGGAGAGACUCGGGAGGAAACACUUCUGCAGGAGUCAGCAUCAAAGGAGGCUUAUUAUCUGGGGAAGAUCUUGGAGAUGCAGAAUGAGCUGAAACAGAGCCGGGCUGUGGUCACUAAUGUACAGGCAGAAAAUGAGAGGCUCACCGCCGUUGUGCAGGAUCUGAAGGAGAACAAUGAGAUGGUGGAGCUACAGAGAAUACGGAUGAAGGAUGAAAUCCGAGAAUAUAAGUUCCGAGAGGCACGGCUCCUUCAGGACUAUACUGAAUUGGAAGAAGAAAAUAUCACAUUGCAGAAACUAGUGUCCACGUUGAAGCAGAACCAGGUUGAAUACGAAGGCUUAAAGCAUGAGAUUAAGCGAUUUGAGGAGGAGACGGUACUGCUGAACAGCCAGCUGGAAGAUGCCAUCCGAUUGAAAGAGAUUGCUGAGCACCAACUAGAAGAAGCCCUCGAGACUUUAAAAAAUGAAAGAGAGCAAAAGAACAACCUGCGGAAGGAGCUCUCCCAGUAUAUCAGCCUCAAUGAUAACCAUAUCAGCAUCUCAGUAGAUGGACUCAAAUUUGCCGAGGAUGGGAGUGAACCAAACAAUGAUGACAAAAUGAACGGUCAUAUCCAUGGGCCUCUUGUGAAACUGAAUGGAGACUAUCGGACUCCCACCUUAAGGAAAGGAGAGUCUCUGAACCCUGUCUCUGACUUAUUUAGUGAGCUGAACAUUUCAGAAAUACAGAAAUUGAAGCAGCAGCUUAUGCAGGUAGAGCGGGAAAAGGCCAUUCUUUUGGCCAACCUACAGGAGUCACAGACACAGCUGGAACACACCAAGGGGGCACUGACGGAGCAGCAUGAGCGCGUGCACCGGCUCACAGAGCACGUCAAUGCCAUGAGGGGCCUGCAAAGCAGCAAGGAGCUCAAGGCCGAGCUGGACGGGGAGAAGGGCCGGGACUCAGGGGAGGAGGCCCAUGACUAUGAGGUGGACAUCAAUGGCUUAGAGAUCCUUGAAUGUAAAUAUAGGGUGGCAGUAACUGAGGUGAUUGAUCUGAAAGCUGAAAUUAAGGCCUUAAAGGAGAAAUAUAAUAAAUCUGUAGAAAACUACACUGAUGAGAAGGCCAAAUAUGAGAGUAAAAUCCAGAUGUAUGAUGAGCAGGUGACAAGCCUUGAGAAGACCACCAAGGAGAGUGGUGAGAAGAUGGCCCACAUGGAGAAGGAGUUGCAAAAGAUGACCAGCAUAGCCAAUGAAAAUCACAAUACUCUUAAUACGGCCCAGGAUGAGUUAGUGACAUUCAGUGAGGAGUUAGCUCAGCUUUACCACCAUGUAUGUCUGUGUAAUAAUGAAACUCCCAAUAGGGUCAUGCUGGAUUACUAUAGGCAGAGCAGAGUCACCCGCAGUGGCAGCCUGAAAGGGCCUGAUGAUCCCAGAGGACUUUUGUCCCCACGAUUAGCCAGGCGGGGUGUGUCAUCCCCGGUAGAAACAAGGACCUCAUCUGAACCAGUUGCAAAAGAAAGCACAGAGGCCAGCAAAGAACCAAGUCCAACUAAGACCCCCACAAUCUCUCCUGUUAUUACUGCCCCACCGUCGUCUCCAGUAUUGGAUACAAGUGACAUCCGCAAAGAGCCAAUGAAUAUCUACAACCUUAAUGCCAUAAUCCGGGACCAAAUCAAGCAUCUGCAGAAAGCUGUGGACCGGUCCUUGCAACUGUCUCGUCAAAGAGCAGCGGCUCGGGAGCUAGCCCCCAUGAUUGAUAAAGACAAGGAAGCCUUAAUGGAAGAGAUCCUCAAGCUAAAGUCCCUGCUGAGCACCAAACGGGAGCAGAUCGCCACAUUGAGGGCAGUGUUGAAAGCCAACAAGCAGACAGCUGAGGUGGCGCUAGCUAAUCUCAAGAACAAAUAUGAAAAUGAAAAAGCAAUGGUGACUGAAACCAUGACGAAGCUUAGAAAUGAACUGAAGGCUUUGAAAGAAGAUGCUGCAACCUUCUCCUCCCUGAGAGCAAUGUUUGCAACAAGAUGUGAUGAAUAUGUCACCCAGUUGGAUGAGAUGCAGAGACAGUUAGCAGCUGCAGAGGAUGAGAAGAAGACUCUAAACACUUUGUUACGAAUGGCUAUCCAGCAAAAACUCGCCCUGACCCAGAGGCUGGAGGACUUAGAGUUUGACCAUGAGCAGUCCCGACGCAGCAAAGGCAAACUUGGAAAGAGCAAGAUCGGCAGCCCUAAAGUAAGUGGGGAGGCAUCAGUCACCGUGCCCACCAUAGACACUUACCUCCUGCAUAGUCAGGGCCCACAGACACCCAACAUUCGGGUCAGCAGUGGCACUCAGAGGAAAAGUCCUGACACAGCUCUCCCCGAGGAGCAGCCACAUUCCAGCUCCCAGUGCGCCCCUCUCCACUGUCUCUCCAAGCCUCCUCACCCCUAGUCUUCAUCUCCUGUGGACGAACAUCUGGGGUGGAAGUUUUGUAGCCAUACACAGGAUACUGCCCAAGAUCCAGCGGGUGUUUUCUUCUCAGUUGUUAGAUGUACAAUUGGAUUAAUGUCCAUCAUUUUGGAAGACAAGAGAAAGUUGAGAAGAACAUGAAGCACAGACCCUGAUGUGAUAAAACAUUUUGUGGUUUCUCUGAGUCACAGAUAAACUUCUGCCAUCAAAUGGCUACAGUUCAUUUAAGUUUAAAAAAUAGAAAAAAGAAACACGAAACAUGUCUCAGAUGGCUGGCUUUACCUCGAUAGCGUAAGAGAGACCUAAGACAUGUAAAAUACAUAUAUUGUAAUAUCAUCUUUCCUCACACUCCAAAUUCAGCUAGGGAAGUUGAUUCCAAUAUUUUUGUCAUUGAUAUUUAUUUUGUACUUUAUUUGCUACAUGAUUUAUGUCUAUAAAAAUAAUUUCUCUGAAGUGAAUUUAAUUCAUUUAUUUUCAAAUAAGCAUAAUUUGCUCAAUUAAGUAUGAGUUUGAAUUUAGUUUGAAAUCUGGAAUUGGCCAGACUGUGGUCAUUUUUCUUGCACAAAAUGAUAAAUGAGGUGCAUCAGAAUGUUAACAAUAACUGUAUUUUGCUGCUACGCUGGUAUUGUUUAUGCACUUAUUUUCUAAUCAGUAGCUUAUUAACUGCUGGGUUUUGUUUUUGUAUUUUUAACUAGAGUUCUUCACUGGACAUUACUAAGUAAAUCUAAGAAAGAGACUAAGUUAUGAUUUAUUGAUUUGAUAGCAUCUUUAAUUUUAUUUUUUCAUCGCAGUUGAGUAGAUGUACUGGUGCUGCUCCUUUGUAUGUGUGUAUGUGUGUGAUAACGUUAAAGAAGGCUCAAUAACUUGAAGGGAAAAAAAUGGUGUGUUUAUUUAACAACCAGGAUUUUUUUUUACUUCUCCCAAAAUCAGGGUCCUACUGAGUCUUUCCUGAUAAAAGGUAUCAAGUACAAACAGGAAAAUAUAUACAUACAUAGAUGUAAGAUAGCCUUUAAUUAAUUAAUUUACCCAGAGAGUGUUCAAAGUUUGAUUAAAAUUGUAUGUUUUGUUGUUGUUAGGUUUUUUCAUAACGAAUCUUCCUUGCCAAAAAAACAAUAGAUAAUAAACCUUAGCUCAUUGUCUACUUUUGACAAACACUCAGGUGCCUACAAACAUUCUAUUAUCUUGAGAUAAUACAUGUUCCUGGUUAAUUUACAGAUUCUGCUGGGUAACUUUUAUGACUUGAUUUAAGGCAGUGGAUUUUCAUAGCAAAAUUUAUUUUGCACAUAAUCUGACAAACAAGGAAAACAGCUAACUGAGCUGAAAGGUCUAACACUCUUGGGCUCCUUAACCAUCAAGUGCUGCCCACACAAUUGCUCCUAGCCCUGAUUCCUUGUCUUUGUCAGGUGGCCUUAACUUAUUUAAAACCAUAAGGGUUUACCUUUUCAUGUAAAGACAUCUGUAACUUCUCUUCAAAACAAAAAUGACCCUCACUGUUAACACAAAGGACAGUUACCAGUGUAGGGCACUGAGAAAGGAGAUCCAGGAGCCACUCAGCCUAUUGAGCGGACAUGGGUGGCACAGAAAUGGAGUGGUCCAUCAGAGACCAAAUGGUAAGUCAUAAAGCACAUUGCAGGAGCUUUUGUCAGUCAUACGCCUAUUAAGUAGUGGUCGCUAUUACCAAAGCAACCAGGACGUUUUGUGUUCUUUAUAUGAGUGCUAUUUUCCACAGUGUCAUUUAUUAUGCAACGUGGAGUAAAGAGUUGAAUUCUUCACCAAAAUAGGGAUUCAGGUUAAAGUACAGAAACAGAAACAAAACGAUUCGACACGAAGUUCCUAACCAUAGCAGCCUAACCUUCUGCUCUUUUCUACCUGCAUGGCCUUGCUGUUCCUAAACAUUGUCUUCAUUUCAUUGGUGUUGUGUCUGCCUGGUACCAGUGUUGGUGAGACUGUGGAUUUUAUCAGAGUUCAAUGAAAGAAAGCUUACCCCUGCCCUCACUUUUUGUUUUUUAAUUUUUCCCCCUUUGUCAAGCACCAUGUGUUUGGACCUGAGAAGUGGCAUAGCUGCUAAGUUGACUUUUAAUAAAAACUGUUUGUGCCUGAGGGAAAUAUAUGCCUUUUUAAAACGUACCUCAGAACAUGUUCCUAUAUCACUGCAUUGGUUUUGUUUGGGGGACUGGGAGUUCAGCAGGAAGUACUGUCUGUGUGUGAGGCGAUGUUGUAUUCGCAUUCUUUAUCCCUAACUCUGGAUCUAGGACUCUAUGAAAAGCCGGGUCACACACAAAACAUGUAUUUCUUCCAAUACAAAGUGUAUUAUUACGUCUAUUAUAAACUAGUUUCAUUUCAGUUAUUUAUCUUCAUAGA
This is a messenger RNA of Rhinopithecus roxellana (golden snub-nosed monkey), 5562 nucleotides long. It is a transcript of the gene BICD1, whose product is annotated as BICD cargo adaptor 1. Lineage: Eukaryota; Metazoa; Chordata; Mammalia; Primates; Cercopithecidae. Gene Ontology annotation, molecular function: dynactin binding; cytoskeletal adaptor activity; dynein intermediate chain binding. Bases 526 to 3183 code for a protein of 885 amino acids. The transcript has 8 exons. Gene Ontology annotation, biological process: regulation of microtubule cytoskeleton organization; protein localization to organelle; positive regulation of receptor-mediated endocytosis. The record is from RefSeq and is a predicted model, not a curated record. Gene Ontology annotation, cellular component: cytosol; Golgi apparatus.